Molecule: messenger RNA, 1355 nt
Organism: Canariomyces notabilis
Lineage: Eukaryota; Fungi; Ascomycota; Sordariomycetes; Sordariales; Chaetomiaceae
Product: DUF572-domain-containing protein
Exons: 2
Coding region: 131-1066 (311 amino acids)
Biological process (GO): mRNA splicing, via spliceosome
Cellular component (GO): U2-type catalytic step 1 spliceosome
Source: RefSeq, a predicted model, not a curated record
CAAAAUAACAACACUCCCCAAACAACGAUUUCAACCUCCUCCAACUCCCAAGCCGCGCAAUCCCAGCCGCUACGUCAACAAAAACAAAUCAAGCAACUCAACGAAAAUCAACCACGCAGAUUAGUUCACCAUGUCCGAACGCAAGGUUCUCACCAAGUACUACCCGCCGGACUUUGACCCGUCGCUUGUCGGGCGGUCGCGCAAGCCCAAGGCCGAGCAGGGGCAGCCCAAGGUGCAGACGGUGCGGCUGAUGGCGCCCUUCUCUCUGCGGUGCAUCGCCUGCGGCGAGUACAUGUACCGGGGCCGCAAGUUCAACGCGCGCAAGCAGACGCCGCCCGACGAGCGGUACCUGGGCAUCCAGAUUUAUCGGUUUUACAUACGCUGCACGCGCUGCUCGGCCGAGAUUGUGUUUCGCACCGACCCGAAGAACCAGGACUACGUCGUCGAGCGCGGGGCGAAGCGCAACACGGAGCCGUGGAAACGCGGGUUGGACGGCGGCGGCGGGGAAGACGGGGAGGAGGAGACGGACGAGCAGCGGCUGGACCGGCUCGAGCGCGAAAUGGCCGAGCGUGAAGGCAUCGAGACGGAAGAGCGGAAUGCCAUGGCUGAGUUGGAGGCGAAAACGGCGGAUGCCAAGAGGGAGAUGGCGGUCGCCGACGCGCUCGACGAGAUCAGAAGCCGCAAUGCGAGACUGGAGAAGGCCCAGAGGGAAGGAGCGGGGUUGGAAAUUGUGGGGUUGCUCAGCACCGAGGAGGAGGAGAGGAGGAGGCAGGAGGAGGAGGAUGCUGAAGCUGCGAGGAGAGCGUUUGCGCGCGCCAGAGGGGAGUUGGUGGAGGAGGGAGAAGUGCUGUCGACUCAUGCGGAUGGAGAACUCGGCAAUGAGAAGGGGCCGGCAGACAUGGGGAUUGACUCGGGGUCGAGUUCCGACAAAGUUCCCUCUCCUUCAUCCUCAGCGACGGUCGCGGCCAAGACGGACAUACCAACGCCAGGCUUCAAGCGCCAAAUCAAAAAGAAAAAGGACCAUGCUGCUUUGCUGGGCAUCAAGAAGAAGCAGCCUCUCGUCUGAGCGAACAACAGGAGGGAAGAAUAAGUUCACGAGAAUCACAGUGUCUAUAUGGUCUAGACCGAAUUGACCGUCGAAGAUCGACAGUUUGUGCGUGGUUUGCUAGACAGCACCAAAAUAAGCAUCAGAUGAAUGCCGGUCGACCAGUCACUGGUGCAUCGAGGCGGCUGGAUGGAAAAGCAAACAAAAACCCAACACCGCCCACAAUCGGCACCGAGCCAAGCCAAACCAAGCCGGAUGCGCCAACCCGAGAUGUAUACAUUGUUUGUCAUGUACCCCACCAUGCCGCAGC